Salmo salar (Atlantic salmon) is the source of this 4345-nucleotide messenger RNA. It is a transcript of the gene zbtb8b, whose product is annotated as zinc finger and BTB domain containing 8B. The record is from RefSeq and is a predicted model, not a curated record. Gene Ontology annotation, biological process: regulation of transcription by RNA polymerase II. NCBI's taxonomy places the organism in Eukaryota, Metazoa, Chordata, Actinopteri, Salmoniformes, Salmonidae. Gene Ontology annotation, molecular function: DNA-binding transcription factor activity, RNA polymerase II-specific; protein binding; RNA polymerase II cis-regulatory region sequence-specific DNA binding.
AUCACACAGAAUGGAGAAAUGAGGAAGUGGGCAGUGGUUAGUUAGCUAGCUAGCUAGCUGCUGAGGCUACAAUAACUUAUUCACCUAUGUGUUAACUUACGACUAAUUUCAAGGUUUAGUCAGAAAGAAUUGUGGAGAUGGAGGUGUCAGGCUACCAGUCCAAGCUGCUGUGUGAGCUCAAUGAGCAGCGGAAGAGAGACUUCUUCUGUGACUGCAGUAUAGUCGUUGAGGGACGGGUCUUCAAGGCCCAUCGCAACGUCCUAUUCGCCGGCAGCGGCUACUUCCGAGCCCUAUUGGUCCACUACCUACAGGACAGCGGUCAGCACCACAGCACGGCCUCUCUGGACAUCGUGACGGCCGAGGCCUUCUCCUCCAUCCUGGACUUCCUGUACUCGGGUCGACUGGACCUGCGCAGCGACAACGUCAUCGAGGUGAUGUCAGCGGCCAGUUACCUCCAGAUGACUGAUGUGGUGUCCUUCUGUAAAGGCUACAUCCGCUCCUCUCUGGAGAUCUGUAACAGGGAGAAAGAGAGGGAUAGAAACAAAGAGAAGGAAAGAGACGGUCCGGCUGACAGUGGAACCCCAGCAAUGCCACCUCCCUCUUCCAGAGCCUCUGUACCUGUAGCUGUACCGUCGUUGUCACUAGAGGGAGAUGGAGUUACUAAUGUACGUUCAGAAUCCUCCCCUUCUACUGUCACAGACCCCCCAUCCUCGGCAGCAGCCCUCCCCAGGGUCCCCACGCCCCCCGGCCCUAGCAGAGACUCUGAGAGCGACUGCAGCUCCAGAGGGGAGUUCCCAUCUCAUAUUAUUGUGGGCCGGACCCCCCACGGACACGGGGACCAUCUGAUGAACCCCCUUUCCUCCUCAACAUCUGGCUUGACCUUAGAACUGGUGCACCCCAAGAUCGAGUACGACCCCGACGACGAGGCCGAGGAAGGGUCCCCCGAUACCAAAGACCUGCCGUUGUUUAUGGGACCCCCCCUCCACACCCUCCACACCCACCACCCAGACCACCUCCAUGACAGGCUGGCGUCCUCCAGCCCUUCCCCCAGCAGCGAGCGCUCCUCCCUGGGCUUCGGGGGCUGCCACGCCAGGCAGUUCAUGGAUGUGCUGUUGAGAGGUGGCUCCAGCCCCCACAUGGACAGAGGGGAGCAGGGCCAGAUGUUUGCCCAGGGAUUGGGCCUCUGGGGUGGGGGAGGCAGGGUGGAUGAAGGUCUGGGGAUGGGUGGUUCCUCUAUUAUGGAGAUACAGAGCGACUGGUACGGAGAGGACACAGGAGAUGGCUUGGUGGUACCUGUGAAGCUCCACAAGUGUCCGUUCUGCCCGUACACCGCCAAGCAGAAGGGCAUCCUGAAGAGACACAUCCGCUGUCACACUGGAGAGAGACCCUUCCCCUGUGAGACAUGUGGCAAGAGGUUUACGCGUCAGGAACACCUCCGCAGCCACUCACUCAGCGUGCAUCGCUCCAGUUGGCCCGUGGUUUGUAAAGGGUGUAGAAGAAGCUUCGCCGGAGCCCUGUCCCACGGACUCAAACGCUUUGGCCUGUGUGACAACUGUACCUGUGUUACGACCACGGGCCACGACGACUCACCUCUCGCCCACAUCAACCUCAACGGCCAACCAGAGGCCAUGGAACGUGGGGACGGAGACGGUGAUUGGCCCAGGUUCAGGGAUGAUGCUGAUGACAUGGAGGCCGGGGAAGGGAUUAUAGAGGAACUGGGGGAGAAAGGGGAACUACACAGAUGAAUGUCAGAGAUCCCAUUCACAGUGGACAUGAAGGAGAGGAGACAAGGAAAGGAAGAAUUUAACUUUCAGACUCAGUUUUAGUCCUAGCUUGUGGUCUACCUCCCCCAGUGGUUUAAUAGGGGAACAUUUUGGACCAAAAUAACUGUGGUACAGAAACAGAACUGCAUGACCAUAAGAGGACUGGUUUGUCCCUAGGAGGAGGACGUUGUCCCUAGGAGGAGGACGUUGUCCCUAGGAGGAGGACGUUGUCCCCAGGAGGAGGACGUUGUCCCCAGGAGGAGGACGUUGUCCCUAGGAGGAGGACGUUGUCCCCAGGAGGAGGACGUUGUCCCGUCCCCAGGAGGAGGACGUUGUCCCGUCCCUAGGAGGAGGACGUUGUCCCGUCCCUAGGAGGAGGACGUUGUCCCGUCCCUAGGAGGAGGACGUUGUCCCGUCCCUAGGAGGAGGACGUUGUCCCGUCCCUAGGAGGAGGACGUUGUCCCGUCCCUAGGAGGAGGACGUUGUCCCGUCCCUAGGAGGAGGACGUUGUCCCGUCCCUAGGAGGAGGACGUUGUCCCGUCCCUAGGAGGAGGACGUUGUCCCGUCCCUAGGAGGAGGACGUUGUCCCGUCCCUAGGAGGAGGACGUUGUCCCGUCCCUAGGAGGAGGACGUUGUCCCGUCCCUAGGAGGAGGACGUUGUCCCGUCCCUAGGAGGAGGACGUUGUCCCGUCCCUAGGAGGAGGACGUUGUCCCGUCCCUAGGAGGAGGACGUUGUCCCUAGGAGGAGGACGUUGUCCCUAGGAGAAGGACGUUGUCCCUAGGAGGAGGACGUUGUCCCGUCCCUAGGAGGAGGACGUUGUCCCUAGGAGGAGGACGUUGUCCCUAGGAGAAGGACGUUGUCCCGUCCCUAGGAGAAGGACGUUGUCCCCAGGAGGAGGACGUUGUCCCUAGGAGAAGGACGUUGUCCCGUCCCUAGGAGGAGGACGUUGUCCCGUCCCUAGGAGGAGGACGUUGUCCCGUCCCUAGGAGGAGGACGUUGUCCCGUCCCUAGGAGGAGGACGUUGUCCCUAGGAGAAGGACGUUGUCCCGUCCCUAGGAGGAGGACGUUGUCCCGUCCCUAGGAGGAGGGACGUUGUCCCGUCCCUAGAAGAAGGACGUUGUCCCGUCCCUAGGAGGAGGACGUUGUCCCGUCCCUAGGAGGAGGACGUUGUCCCUAGGAGGAGGACGUUGUCCCUAGGAGGAGGACGUUGUCCCGUCCCUAGGAGGAGGACGUUGUCCCGUCCCUAGGAGGAGGACGUUGUCCCUAGGAGGAGGACGUUGUCCCUAGGAGGAGGACGUUGUCCCGUCCCUAGGAGGAGGACGUUGUCCCGUCCCUAGGAGGAGGACGUUGUCCCGUCCCUAGGAGGAGGACGUUGUCCCGUCCCUAGGAGGAGGACGUUGUCCCGUCCCUAGGAGGAGGACGUUGUCCCGUCCCUAGAAGGAGGACGUUGUCCCGUCCCUAGGAGGAGGACGUUGUCCCGUCCCUAGGAGGAGGACGUUGUCCCGUCCCUAGAAGAAGGACGUUGUCCCUAGGAGGAGGACGUUGUCCCGUCCCUAGGAGGAGGACGUUGUCCCGUCCCUAGGAGGAGGACGUUGUCCCGUCCCUAGGAGGAGGACGUUGUCCCGUCCCUAGAAGAAGGACGUUGUCCCCAGGAGGAGGACGUUGUCCCGUCCCUAGAAGAAGGACGUUGUCCCUAGGAGGAGGACGUUGUCCCGUCCCUAGGAGGAGGACGUUGUCCCGUCCCUAGGAGGAGGACGUUGUCCCGUCCCUAGAAGAAGGACGUUGUCCCCAGGAGGAGGACGUUGUCCCGUCCCUAGGAGGAGGACGUUGUCCCGUCCCUAGAAGAAGGACGUUGUCCCUAGGAGAAGGACGUUGUCCCUAGGAGGAGGACGUUGUCCCGUCCCUAGGAGGAGGACGUUGUCCCGUCCCUAGAAGAAGGACGUUGUCCCUAGAAGAAGGACGUUGUCCCUAGGAGAAGGACGUUGUCCCCAGGAGGAGGACGUUGUCCCUAGGAGAAGGACGUCUCUUCUACUUGGUCAUGGUGGCACAAUGCACCAGGUGACGUUACUCCAUAACAGUCUGUUCUCCAUGGAAACAGCAGGUGUCUUGUCCUCAACAGCCUCAUCAACUCCAUGCGAAGGAGAUGUGUCGCGCAGCAUGAGGCAAAAGGUGGUCACUCUAGAUAUGACUGGUUUUCUGAUCCGCGCCCCUACCUUGUUUUCUUAAGGUGUCUGUGACCAACAGAUGCAUAUCUUUAUUCCCAGUCAUGUGAAAAUCCAUAGAUUAGGGACUCAUUUAUUUAAAUUGACUGAGUUCCUUAUAUGAACUGUAACUCAGUAAAUUGUUGCAUUUUUAUAUUUUUGUUCACUGUAAAUUUCAGGAUAAUUGUGUAUCUCUGUAAAUAAUCAGAAUUCAUGUCAAAUCAAGGAAAGUUUUUUAAAAACAGUGCUUGUCCAAAAAAAUGUUGUUCUCUUAUCACAGUUUAGUCCAGGUGUGGGGUAAAUUGAGCCGCUGGACAGAGUGAAUUAAUCCACCUACAUAAUUCUGUACUGAAUUAAAUAUUACCACAACCCUUUUAAAA